GUCGCGUCGCUGAGGUUUCCGCCCGGGAUCUGAGAGCCGCUUCCGUUGCUCAGCGGAAGUGUGGGUCGCCAGAGGACGACUCCGGGAGGGAUCGGCUCUCCGCUGUGUGCCCAACCGGAAUCAUGUCGAGUUUGGCGGUGAGGGACCCGGCGAUGGAUCGGUCGCUGCGUUCCGUGUUCGUGGGCAACAUUCCGUACGAGGCCACCGAGGAGCAGCUGAAGGACAUUUUCUCGGAGGUGGGUUCGGUGGUCAGCUUCCGACUGGUGUACGACCGCGAGACGGGCAAGCCCAAGGGCUAUGGCUUCUGCGAGUACCAGGACCAGGAGACCGCGCUCAGUGCCAUGCGGAACCUCAACGGGCGCGAGUUCAGCGGCAGGGCGCUGCGGGUGGACAACGCCGCCAGCGAGAAGAACAAGGAGGAGCUCAAGAGCCUCGGGCCCGCGGCGCCCAUCAUCGACUCCCCGUACGGGGACCCCAUCGACCCCGAGGACGCCCCCGAGUCCAUCACCAGGGCGGUCGCCAGCCUGCCGCCGGAGCAGAUGUUCGAGCUCAUGAAGCAGAUGAAGCUGUGCGUGCAGAACAGCCACCAGGAAGCGCGGAACAUGCUGCUGCAGAACCCGCAGCUGGCCUACGCGCUGCUGCAGGCUCAGGUGGUCAUGAGGAUCAUGGACCCCGAGAUCGCGCUGAAGAUCCUGCACCGCAAGAUCCAUGUCACGCCGCUGAUCCCGGGCAAAUCCCAGCCUGUCUCCGGCCCCGGCCCCGUCCCCGGCCCUGGUCCUGGUCCCGGUCCCGGUCCCGGUCCCGGCCCGGGGCUGGGUCCCGGCCCCAAUGUUCUGCUCAACCAGCAGAACCCUCCCGCCCCACAGCCUCAGCACAUGGCCAGAAGACCCGUCAAAGACAUCCCUCCACUGAUGCAGACCCCUAUCCAGGGCGGGAUUCCGGCCCCGGGCCCCAUACCGGCCGCGGUUCCCGGGCCGGGGCCUGGUGCCUUAACCCCUGGUGGAGGAAUGCAGCCCCAGGUUGGAAUGCCAGGCGUCGGUCCAGUGCCUUUAGAGCGGGGUCAGGUGCAGAUGUCGGAUCCUAGAGCUCCUAUACCUCGUGGGCCCAUGACUGCUGGGGGCCUCCCUCCUCGAGGACUGUUGGGAGAUGCUCCAAACGACCCACGUGGAGGGACUCUGCUUUCAGUCACUGGAGAAGUAGAGCCCAGAGGCUAUCUUGGCCCGCCUCAUCAGGGCCCCCCCAUGCACCAUGCCUCUGGUCAUGACGGCCGGGGCCCUUCCUCACAUGAGAUGAGGGGAGGGCCGUUAGCAGAUCCCAGACUGCUGAUGGGAGAGCCCAGGGGACCCAUGAUAGAUCAGAGAGGUCUCGCUAUGGAUGGUAGAGGUAGUAGAGAUUCUCGAGGGCUGGAGACUCGAGCCAUGGAGACUGAAGUCUUAGAGACACGAGUGAUGGAGAGAAGAGGAAUGGAGACCUGUGCGAUGGAAACCAGAGGGAUGGAAGCGAGAGGCAUAGAUGGAAGAGGGAUGGAGAUACGGGGUCCUGGCCCCAGUUCCAGAGGCCCUAUGACUGGUGGAAUCCAGGGUCCUGGGCCCAUUAGUAUGGGGGCAGGUGGUCCUCAGGGACCUAGACAGGUCUCCAGCAUUUCCGGGGUGGGAAAUCCUGGAGCUGGCAUGCAGGGGGCAGGCAUACAAGGAGCGGGCAUGCAGGGGGCGGGCAUCCAAGGAGCAGGUAUGCAGGGGGCGGGCAUGCAGGGGGCAGGCAUACAAGCAGUGGGCAUGCAGGGGGCAGGCAAGCAAGGUGGAGGCCAGCCUAGCAGUUUUAGUCCUGGGCAGAGCCAGGUAACUCCACAGGAUCAAGAAAAGGCAGCUCUGAUCAUGCAGGUUCUUCAACUGACUGCAGAUCAGAUCGCCAUGCUGCCCCCUGAGCAAAGGCAGAGCAUCCUCAUUUUAAAGGAACAAAUUCAGAAAUCGACUGGGGCUUCUUGAAAGGUUUUAGGAAAUGUUUGGCAGUAGUCCUAAAGUUUUUCUGUAGCAUGGGGAGUGGAUGCAGAAAGCUGACUUCUGCAUUCCCACAGUUGAAUGGUUAAGAGUUUCCCUCCCAGAACUUUAUCUCAUUGCAUCUUGUUGUCUUUUGUUGUUGUUGUUUGUAUUUUUAAUAGGGGGGUGGGGGGAGGAAGGAGUGGGUCUGUUCACUUUUAUUCACUGUAAAUAUACACAAAUAAUUCUGAACAUGGUUAUAUUUUACCAAAUAAGAUUACAAAGAAUAUGCAGCAAUAUUAAAAGUGUCUACAAUAUGUUAACUACAUUUUUUAAAAUAACUGGGUUAAACAGUGUGAAAACUGCACGUAAAGACUAAACUAUGACCUGUUAAAAUGGUAAUGUACUAAGAUAGUUUAAGAUUUUUGGUUGUGUAAGAAAAUAAAGAAGUUUACCUCAGAAUUACAAGAUACAUGUUUUGGUAAGCCAUUGAAAAUACAAAGUCCUAUUUUGGGGACAAUGCUGUAUUAGGUUAAGCAUCAUUUUAGUGUUUUGGAAGAUACUUCAAAAUAGUAGUGCUAAUUGACUUGUGGUAUUAGAAUUGUUUUGUUUUGUUUAAGCUAUGCUACCUGAAUAAUCCAGGAAUGCAUCUGGUGAGAUGUUUCACUUAUCCCAGUAUUCAGACACCUGCAGUAUUCCGGCUUGGCCUUGAGCGGAACGAUUUAGCUGGGGCAGGUCUGGGAUCAGCCAGGUUACUGAAUGCUGCUCCCAUGAGACUCAGCUGCUCUCAGUACCCUCUUGUUUCUCAGUGGUCUUCAAGCCCUGAAUAUGAAUCUAAGUAAUCCCCUCACGUCCUUCCUGAUGAUUUCAGUGUCUCGGCAGUAGCUGAUCUGGGUGAAUUCUGCCCAGCAUUAGACUUCUCGUAAGUUGCCAAAAGCUUCAUGCUGUGAAGUUCCCAGGUUCCUGGGGACUAGCUUCCAUGUACAGAUGGUACCCAUGUGGUCAGCCAGAGUCAGGACUUAAAAUCUUAGUCCCUCCAACACUUACCAUGCCUUUCAGUUUUCUUAUUUGCAGAUCUACUUACUAUCACCCUGUUACCAGAAUAAUUGAGACCCAGGUAUGUAGAGAAAUCUCUGCUCGACUAGUUAUUACUUAUUUUGCUUUUUAUAAUAAAGCCGUUUAGUCCUAAUAUACAUAACUCUGAGAGAUUUAAAAGUAGGAAGGUGGGGCUUACCACAUUUUCUGUAGAGCUACUACCUAAUUCAUUUUCAACGCUUGAAGAUGUGGAUGAACACCUACAAAUUUGUGUCAGACCAAAUUAUAAUUAACAGAAGCAUAAACAGCCAAAUAAUCAGGUGGCCUUACCCUGGAGAAGAAAAACCAAUGUCUAGUAACAGGAAAAAACAGCAUUUAAUACAAGGAGAGAGCUGAAACUUGGAAACUGAAUUUUUCCCCUUAGGAGGUUUUUGCAUCUUAAAUGGGUAUUUGACUCUUUUUUACAAAGUUUUCUUCCCCUGUGCUAUUUCCUGCCACCUGUUUUACUCAUAUUUUUUUUAUUGUUUUCAUAAUAUCCACCUUGCCAUGUUUUCUAUAUGCUCCCCACCCCCAUAUUGGGGAGGAUAACUCCUUUGCAUGUAUGAUAGUUUUGGUUAAUACUAAUUCACAGAGUUGGCUUGAUUACUUGGAAGUUACCAUUGUUUUAUCUCAAAACUUUCACUGAAGGGCUCUGACUGAAAACAGAUGUUACAUUCUUUGUUGUAGUUAAAUCUGCAUUGUUCAGUGCAGACUGAAUAAAAGGAAUGUAAAAUUAA
Molecule: messenger RNA, 3787 nt
Organism: Neogale vison (American mink)
Lineage: Eukaryota; Metazoa; Chordata; Mammalia; Carnivora; Mustelidae
Gene: CSTF2T
Product: cleavage stimulation factor subunit 2 tau variant
Exons: 1
Coding region: 123-1985 (620 amino acids)
Biological process (GO): mRNA 3'-end processing
Cellular component (GO): mRNA cleavage and polyadenylation specificity factor complex
Molecular function (GO): mRNA binding
Source: RefSeq, a predicted model, not a curated record